Antechinus flavipes (yellow-footed antechinus) is the source of this 664-nucleotide messenger RNA. RefSeq names its product chromosome 4 C1orf210 homolog (gene C4H1orf210). Bases 246 to 587 code for a protein of 113 amino acids. Lineage: Eukaryota; Metazoa; Chordata; Mammalia; Dasyuromorphia; Dasyuridae. The transcript has 3 exons. The record is from RefSeq and is a predicted model, not a curated record.
CCCUGAGCCAGGUGCGCCCCGCCCCUCUGGGCCAGGUACAUCCCGCCCCUUCAGACCAAGUCCGCCAGGGCCCCUGCCCCUGCCCGUUGGCCCGGAAGCCCAGUUCAGGAGCCGCAGAUUCUUCAGACCUGAAGAUUCAGUUUUCUCCACAAUUCUUGUAACCCCCUCCAGGCUGUGGGUCAAAGGGAUACCUGAGUUCUGUGGCCUCCUAAGAUCCAGUGAAGGAAGGAGGCAGCCUCAGGACCAUGACAGAAGCAAACACCACAAGUCCAGAGUCUUUAAUGACUUCUGCUGAACCAGAGGCAGGGACUGGGGCUGGGACCACUGCCUGGCCUGCUCUGGUAGGGGUGAUCCUCGCAGCCGUGCUGCUCUCUCUUCUUAUCGCUCUGGCUGCCAAGUGCCACGUCUGCCACCAGCACCGCGCCAGCUAUGGACACCGUCCGCUCUCUGGGUCAGGGAAGAGUGUUACUUUUGGGCUACCACCCGAUGAUGAUAAGGAUGACGACGGCUUCAUUGAGGACAACUACAUCCAGCCAGAGGCUGAGGAGUCACGGCCAGGAGUCGGCGAGGCUCCAUUUUCCCUCUGAGUCAGGCCCCUUUCUCACUGCCGGUUUUCUCCCCUUUACCGUUCCCAGAGUUCCCCAAUAAACUCAGACCUAAAGAC